ACUUGAGUCCAGGAGUUCAAGGCCAGCCUACACAACCAACUUAGUGAAUGUCAAAACAAACAAACAAACAAAAAACAAAAGGAAAGGAAAAAGGAAGGGCAUCCCAGGGAGGCACAACACAGCUACAAAGAAUAUAGUCAGAUGUAAACCAAGUUGGCAAAAGCAAAGAGUUAAUUUAGAAAGGAAGAGGUUUUAUCAGAAUGUCAGCAUCACACAGGGUGAAGGUGGCUUUGAGAUAAAUCUGGACCACAGGAAGCUGAAAACUCCCCAAGCCAAGCUCUUUACGGUCCCCAAUGAGGCCUUGGCUAUCGCAGUGGCCACCGAAUGGGACUCCCAGCAGGAUACCAUCAAGUUCUACACCAUGCACCUGGUAACAAGUUCACAGCACCAGCUUACACCCUGACACCUGUGAGGGGCUUCCAGACUACCUGGCAAAAUUUAGACCCCUUUUCAAAUUGUGACAUGUCCCUGGGGAUAGGCCUCCGUGGGCCUGGGCUGUCACCACAAUCACCUUCUCUCAGUCAUUGAAUAGGCCAACCUCUUUCUCUAUCUGGCUUGGGCAACUGCGGUUCCCUCUGUUUGGAACAGCAUGCUAGGUGGCCUGUUCCUCCUCUGUUCAGGACAGAUGUCACCUUUGCUGACUGUCCAGCUCUCUUAUUUUUGAUUCUAGCAGCUGGCCAUUUAUUACAGCAGCUGGCCAUUUGUUUCAUCAGCACUUAGUGUGUAAUGAUCUGCUUUAUGUUUGCAUGUUUAUUGUCUCUCUCUUCUGCUGCACGUCUGCAGGGGCCAUGUCUCUUUUAUUCACGAGCUCCAACAGGAAGUUUAGAUGGUACCAAAAAAUAUUGGUUGGGUGCAGGAAUCACCAAGGCAGGUAGGUAAGACGAGGAAGACUCUGUGUAGAGAUGGAUCACUGAGGCACAAGGGUGGCAGAGGAGGGAACAGGGUCUGCCAGACUCAUUAGGUUCAGCCUCUGUAGCCCCCACAUUGUGACCUUGGGCACCAUGUCCCGCAUCUGUAAAAGAUGAGUGAUAAAAGAACCCACCCCAGAAUUGUGGGCUGGAUUGUGAUGAGAUAACACAUAGAAAACACUUAGCAUGGUCCCUGAAGUAGGGCAGGCACUCAGUCAAUAUGAGUUAGUUGUUCUCAUCGUGGUCAUUGUUUGCUUGACAUACAAACCCAGGGGGCUUCCCCACAACAUCACAGCCCUCUGAGUUAGCACCUGCUCUCUGGCUGUCUGAUGAAAUGAGGGUGUUAGGGCUACAAACAAAUAGUUUGAGAAACUUAAGAAACCUAUUGUUGGGGCUGGGGAUGUGGUUCAAGCGGUAGUGCCUGGCAUGCGUGCGGCCUGGGUUCGAUCCUCAGCACCACAUACAAACAAAGAUGUUGUGUCUGCCAAAAACUAAAAAAUAAAUAUUAAAAUUCUCAAAAAAAAUUAAAAAAAAAAGAAACCUAUUGUUGGUAAGGCAAACCUGGCAUAAUAAUCUUGAUCCCCGUUUGGAUAAUUUUUUUUUCUUUCUAAGGUGUUAUGGGAGCCAUCUGGUAAAGGCUUUGAGUUUCCUGAUUGUUUACAUGUCUUAUUUAUUUUGUAUCUGAGGAUGUAUUUCACCUCUCUUUGCCUCAGUUUUCACAUCUUUAAACUGGGUAUAAUAGUACCUGCUCCAAAUUGUUAUUGUGAGGAUGAAGUUAAACAUAGCAGAGCCUGGCAAUAAAGAGCAGGAGACCUGGGAGACAUUCCCUAAUCCAGGGCUAUGAGAGUCCCAUGAGUCCCUUUGAGCACACACAUAGCUUUAAGCAUGGGUCCUGGCUCCUGGAUGCUCUCUGUGAAUAUGCUGCUGCCAGGCCUCUGAAAACACUUGGGGUUGAGAACACUUUGGUUCUCACUCUGCUGCAUCAGAUGGAGUGUCCUCAGGAGAGCAGAGCUUUUGUCUGGGACUGGCAGGUGGUGAUGGGGCACUUUCUGCUUUUGAUUCAGACCACAUUGUGCAACACAUCCUUGGACAACCCAACCCAACGCAACAAGGAUCAGCUGAUCCAGGCAGCUGUGAAGUUUCUGGACACUGACACCCUCUGCUACAGAGUGGAAGAGCCAGAGACAUUAGUGGAACUUCAAAAGAAUGAGUGGGAUCCAAUCAUAGAAUGGGCCGAGAAAAGAUAUGGUGUGAAGAUUGGCUCCUCCACCAGCAUAAUGGGACCUAGCAUCCCUGCACAGACUCGGGAGGUGCUCACCAGCCACCUGGCAUCUUACAACAUGUGGGCCUUACAAGGGAUUGAGUUUGUAGUGGCCCAACUCAAGUCCAUGGUACUGACCUUGGGUCUGAUUGACCUACACCUGACUGUGGAGCAGGCUGUGCUGCUGUCACGCCUAGAGGAGGAAUACCAGAUCCAGAAAUGGGGCAAUGUUGAGUGGGCCCAUGAUUACGAGCUGCAGGAACUGAGGGCCCGUACUGCUGCUGGCACCCUCUUCGUCCACCUCUGCUCCGAGAGCUCCACGGUCAAGCACAAGCUCCUGCAGGAGUGAGGCCUGGACUACUGGAGGGAGCCUGCCGUGUUCACAUUUCCCCCAUCCUGGGACAUCUCGGACCACACCUGCAGGCUCCCCUCACCUUUGGGGCUUAACCUUGCUCAGCACCACCCUGAGAUGUCCCCGAGACACACAGUGAUUGUCUGAAGGUCAGCCUGAUUGCAACCUGGGGGCCCCUGACCUGGCCAGGCGUGAGUGAGGGGGAUGAAUUGUACAAAUGACUUUCUCUUGAUCCUGAUUUUAUUAAAAAAUUUCUUCACCCAUUUUCA
Messenger RNA from Ictidomys tridecemlineatus (thirteen-lined ground squirrel), 2790 nucleotides. The record is from RefSeq and is a predicted model, not a curated record. Lineage: Eukaryota; Metazoa; Chordata; Mammalia; Rodentia; Sciuridae.